Messenger RNA from Peniophora sp. CBMAI 1063, 624 nucleotides. NCBI's taxonomy places the organism in Eukaryota, Fungi, Basidiomycota, Agaricomycetes, Russulales, Peniophoraceae. The record is from the annotation of a GenBank genome assembly.
AUGCCUAGUGAAGCAGGGAAAACGUUCUCGGUCCACUACGCUACCGUCGAACGCCAUACGCACGAACACAAACUCGUGAGCGUCAUCGCGGACGGACGCGAACUCACGACUGGUGGCAGUAUAGACCAGAAGAGUGGGAGCCUGAGGAACUGCCGUGUUUCUGAAACUCUGAGGCAACCUUUCAUGUUCGCUCAGGUAACCCUCGAGCCAGAUGAAGACCCGUCUACUGGUAGUCAGUCGGAUGACGUCGGCGUCAUCGAAGUCAAGAUCUGGGACGCCAUUUGGGAGACUAGUGACGGUCGCGAGCUGCUCUUGGAUGAGCCUACAGGGUUGGACACCAGUAUCCGUCUGUCCGAGAGGUCCAAACUUAUCGGCGCGAACCAUACCAAGCUCGGCGCCGUUCACACAUCCAAGCCGAUCAUUCGCCGUGGGAUUGUCACAGCGGUUGAUGUAGACGAGCCAGUUGGCGACUUUCCGCCACCGGUACCUGAACGUGACCUUCGGGAUGAUCCGGCAGCCGUGUCCGAGGAUCCGUCCGCCGAGCGCCCGGUGCAUCGGCGUAGGACACGUCAUGCACGGGAGUUGGUCGUCGUUGUCGUGCACGGUCGCAGCGUAUCGCUCUAG